Lactuca sativa (garden lettuce) is the source of this 1479-nucleotide messenger RNA. RefSeq names its product embryo defective 1379. Gene Ontology annotation, cellular component: Smc5-Smc6 complex; nucleus. Lineage: Eukaryota; Viridiplantae; Streptophyta; Magnoliopsida; Asterales; Asteraceae. Gene Ontology annotation, biological process: double-strand break repair via homologous recombination. The record is from RefSeq and is a predicted model, not a curated record. Gene Ontology annotation, molecular function: ubiquitin-protein transferase activity.
UUUUUUUUUUUUUUUUUUUCAUACCUAACUUCCAACCUGUCCGCAUAGAAAUAAUGUUUGUGUUUCCCCAAAAACUAAGAAGGUGCGAGAUAGUUCUCCAUUGUAAAUUGCCUAUUUUCCCGCCAAUAAUACCAAAUCUUCACUUCCCCCAAAUUCGCCUGAUUGUUCACGAAGAAAUCUAGGGUUUUCCUCACCGUUGUGCUCUUCUUGUUCAAAUUAGGGUUCCAGGAAUUGUUCUCCUACUGCGGAGAAAUGCCGCCGUUAAGCUGGAGACAGCAUACGCUGAUUCAAGCUCUGCUAUCCCGUGGUCCACUCAAGGAAAAGGACUUUCACGCUAUAUUUUCCGAUGUCACCGGCAAAAGCUUAGAUUCCCAUCAACAAUUGUUCAAUGAUUAUCUUCGAAAGAUAAACAUGGAGCUAUCUUAUGUCCAGUUUGAGCUACGAGCAUGCAGAAACCAAUAUGACAGUGGUGUAUUUUAUGGAGUGGUCAACACUGUUGCAGAUGAGCAGUCAAAGCUUGGUUCAAAAUAUACUGUUCCUCAAAUUGCUUUCUAUAAAGCCAUUAUUGAAUCCAUUGUUCUAGAUCACACAGCUCAGGGUACCAUUUCCAAUAUCAAAGCCCUCAAUAUUCAGCUAGAAAAUCAGGGUGCUUCUUCAUCUCAAGUCCCUACAGCUUUCAAGAAUUUUUCUAUGACACAAAAGGAAAAAACUAUACGGGAAUUGGUGAAUGACCAAUGGUUAUGUGCCAUGUCAGAUGGUGAUAUUGGACUUGGUGUUAGAUCAUUUUUGGAUCUCAGGAGCUGGUUUCAUAACAAUCAAGUUCCUCCUUGUGAUGUCUGCAAUGAAUCUGGAAUUAAGGCUGAUUUGUGUCCAAAUGAGAGCUGUAGUGUUAGAAUUCACAAAUACUGUCUACAAGCAAAAUUCUCUCAACAAAGGAUGGAAAAAGUUUGCCCUGGAUGUGGGACCCAAUGGCCAUAUGUAGUAAUGGCAAAAGCAGAAGUUGUUGAAGAAGAGGAGAGAGAUGUCCAGCAGCCUCCUCCUCCUUGUGGGCCCCACAUGCGAAAGAGGCAAAGAAGCUCCAGACAUGUUGAAGAGGGAGAGAGAGAGUCAAAUAGUCAACCACCUGAAAAUGGUCAACCCUCCCGGAGACAGGUGGCUGUGAAGGUUGAUUAUGAUGACAAUGGGUUUGUUCCAUCUCAGCUGCCCGGGACAAAACGGGCAACCAGAAAUUCUGCCCGGUUACAUCGGUGAUUAGUUGGUAUGUGUAGUUUUUGAAAGACUUAAAAAACCAUGUCAGCUUAAGGUCCUUUUUUUUUGUUCUCUAUUAAGUGCUGUGUGGAUUAAGUGUUGAAUGGGUAAAUGAUGUCCUGUAUGUUUGUAGUGAAUACUUUAGUAAGUGGGAUAUAUGCAAAGCUAAUCUUCAACUAUGGAUUUUUUUUUUGUAUAUUUUAUUUAAGGUUUAAGAUUGUUUUUGGGAAA